AAAAUGGAAAAUAAUAUAUCUAUUCAGUCUUAUUGCAAAAUAUUUUUUUCUCUAAAUUUAUUGGGACUACACUGGAAAUAAUGAAAAAUUUUGUGUAUUAUAUUAAAGAAAGAAAUUGGAAAAAUUGUCCAUGUAAUAAGAAUGAAUUUAAAAUGAAGGAUUUAUAAGAAAUAUAUGCUUAUUUGACGUGACAAUAUAAGAAAAUGGAAAAUACAACAAAAGAUGAAACUAAAGGUUCAGUUGAAGCAAUGGGCAAUCAAACUUCAAAAAGUAAGCUUGCUGAACAAAACAAAAAUGUUGAAUCUGAAAAUGAUGAAGUAAUUAAAGAAGUUGAGGAGCAAUCUAAAACUGAAUUAAUGAUGACCAAACUAAAUACCUACAAAGCUGCUAUUAGUGCAUUUUUUUUAUCUCUGGUUAUUAUUAUUAUCAUCAUUAUCCUGACAUUCUCGGGAGAAAAACAUAUCAAAAUAUAUUCGGAGUAUGGACCUCCUGUGAUAGCACAAACUGGAUGUGGAAAAGUUGAGGGGUUAGUUGAAGACAGUGCCUUCAGUUUUCGUGGUAUUCCAUAUGCCAGACCACCCAUAAAUGAAUUACGUUUUAGAUAUGCUCAACCGUUAGAUAAUUUGAAGUACUGUUGGAAUAAUACAUUUGUAGCGCAUAAUUCCAGCGAUGUUUGUAUUCAGUUACUAAGUAACGGUACGAUAAUUGGCAAAGAGGAUUGUCUAACUCUUGAUAUCAUCACACCUUAUGUACGUUAUGAUAACCCAUUACCAGUUAUUGUUUUGAUCGGAGCUGAUAGUCUAAUGGGUGGGUCUCCCGGAAAACUGAGACCAUCUGCAAGAUACGCCCGAUCAAGGGACGUGGUUUUUGUAAGACCGAAUUUUAGGAUGGGUGCUUUGGGAUUUCUCGGUUUAGAGAUUCUAUCCGAAUCGGAUCGUUCAAGAACAUCGGGUAAUUACGGCUUGAGUGAUAUAGUGUUAAGUCUAAAAUGGGUGCAACUUAAUAUCGAACAUUUUGGUGGAAAUAAAGAUUCAGUUACAAUAUUAGGACAUAAGGCAGGAGCAACUCUUGUUACUGCUCUUACCGCGAUGCACGGGGCUAGUAAAUAUUUUAAAAGAGCGUGGGCUUGCUCUGGUGGUGCCAUUUAUCCUAAAAAAGAUAUAAAAAAAUUCCAAAAGGAUAAUUACAGUUACCUUGAGUCCGUACAAUGUAAAGAUGUGGACUGUUUAAGAAAUUUGGAUGCCGUGAAGUUGAUCACUGCUGUAGAAGAUACGUGGAGGAAGCCGCAACCUGAUCUACCUUUAGAAGAUGAAAUUCCAGAAAAUAGACAUGAAUGGUUGGCUUUGGACGGCCACAUAUUAAGAAGAUAUCCUCACGAAGUAUGGAGUUCAGAUAGCGAAUUACCCGUUAGUUUAGUUAUAGGAACAACAGCUCAUUCAGGUAGCUCUAAAAAAUUACUGAUGAAACACAAAACAUGGACCAAAGAUAUGAUUAAAGAACACAUUACGGAAUCUUUUUUAUCUAAAACUACAUUUUUGGAAGAUGUUUUGAAAAUGUAUCCUUUAACUUACGAAGGUUUGAGUCGAAUGAUAUCGGACAUUAGAAUUGUUUGUCCGUUGUUCGCUCUAUCUAGUCAGAUGAAAUCAGUGCCAUUUUAUGUAGUGACUCAGACCAGAUUGGAACUAAACAUUGCCGAUAUUGACUCUGAUAUAGACGCGAUUUUAGGUAGAUACGAACCCAGGACGCCGGAACAAAGAAGAUACUUUUCUGCAAUACAAGGAUUGUUUUACCAAUACGUUUGGAAUGGCGUAAUCGAUGAAAAUCUAAUCGGCGAAAAAGUACUAAUUGUUCAACAAGACGUCUUAACAAAUAAGACUUAUUCAUAUUGUAAUUAUUGGAUGUCCAAACAUAUUGUGCCAAACUAUGCUGCUCUCGACUGAGAGAAAUAUGAAUUUUAUAAUGAGUAACUUUACAAUCGUGGUUUGUAAAAAUACAAAUCAAAUGAUAAUUAGGACCAAGGUGAUGGAGUGGUAUAAAGUUUAUAACAGAAAUAGUUUAACCCCCGAUCACUCGCGUGAUUUUUAGCUUCGUGAGCACUCGCGGGGUGUUGUGGACACACCAAACGUUGAUUUUAUAAUCAAUUCUAUUAUUAUUUUACAAAGUGUUAUAAUCAGCAGCCUUAUUAGUCAUAAUGAGGUUUCUCCUCAAAGAACUAAAAAAAAAAACUUGUUCGUUUCUACUAAAAUUUUACAAGAAUAGCAAACAUGGUUUGUUAACAAAAAUUUUAGUGACUCAACGUGUUAAUGUCUUUAAAACGUGGACGAACUAUAUAGCCUUGCUUUUUUCUGGUGACAUUCCUUCGGUGCUUGAUCCAGGGGCAUUCAACAUCCUCUUUAGAGCUUUGGGUAACCCUAGUUGUGAGAGUCUUUUUUCAAAAUAACAUGAAUCACGCUCAAACCCAGCGAUUCCAAAAACUCAGGUCUUUGUUUGUUACAUUGUGAUUACCCUAUAUUCCAAUUGUGGUUAACAUUAACCAGAAGUAUCCAGCACAUAAAAAAAUCUCAAUGGCAAAGGUGAAUAUAUCCUUAAAAUUUGGUCGGUCGUGUCCUCACCGCCUUCCUGUUCAUUGUAGAAUAAAAGAAAUUCUGACUUUAGCUCAUUUGUAGCAAUUGUGGUGUCAUUAUUGUCAUGUAAUGUUUCUCUGUUUACGACAAUAGGACACCGGAGUCAAUGGCAAUUUGUAACGAAAGCCAAAAAAUUCUUUUGCUAUUGGAAUGCUAGUACACCAAUUACAAUAAGUCAGGAUCUUUCCAGACGCACAUAAUCGCGUAACUACAUCAUUCGGCUUAUAGCUUACUUUGAAAGGUACAUCUAGUUGAUAAUUAAGGUAUCAUUCACUAUAAAGCAUUUGCAUCUUAUAAACCAAAUCUUUCCUAAUCAUACAACCUUGGCUCACUUGGAAUAUAUUGUCGAACGUCCUCUAAAUUUCAGCAAAUACACCUCCAUAGCGAAGUUCUCAUUGAGACUAUAGUUGUCACCGUAAUAAUUGUUGGAUUGCAUAAAAAUGUUUCUUAUUGGAACAGCGACAGCACCCCGUGCGAGUGAUGGAAGUGUAAUUUCUUUUGGGUAGAAAAGUAAUUUCCAUUGAUGUUUGAAACUGAAAAAUAAAACUUAUCAACUUGUACCAUUCUUUCCUCUUGGUCCUGGUAAUGGUUUUAAAUUUAUAUUAGUACCUUAUCGCAAGGACUGAAUUGUCUGAAAAAUUUUGAACACAACAAUAUACGUACCAAGUUAUUUUUAUUUCUAUAUUUGGUCUUUCUUUUGAGAUCUUGCAAUGACACUUAUCACUAUCAAAUUCUGUUACUAGUUAGCUAUCAUUUUUUUGCAAACAUCAUCAGAUUUUUUCUAUUAAGAAUAUAUCCUGUGACAAAAUAGUAGAAUUCAAAAAUCUACCCUAUAGAAGUUAUAAAAUAACAAAAUAACUAGAUAGCUAGACACUAAAAGGCAGAAAACUUCCUAACGGGUGGUAAUCCAUCUGUGACUCUUCUUUAUAACUUUUCUCAAAGAUUGAAAAAUAAAUCUGAAUCUUUUCUAAAUCCAUCAGUGUCUUAUAAAUCUUCAGAUUUAGUUUUCCCGCUUUAUAUACUCCAGCUAUUCAACAGUAAAUCUAUGAGUGAAGCAUUCUUUUCUCGGAAAUAUUUUGAUUGUAUUGCUUCAAUAUUUUCAUCUAUUAAUUUGGUGCAUGUCAUGAAAACUCCUGUUUUUGCUAGUAAAUUCACUCCUGGUAAUUUCGGAAGGAGGUUUUGUGUAGCCGUUCUUCUUCCUGAGGAAUAUGGAGUGAUUCUCCAUGUUAAUAAGGAUAACGAUCUACUCCGGCGGGCCUCAUUUAAAUUGAAAAUUUUAAAACAAUAUUUAAUCUCAUAUUAUUCGCUUAAAACGAUAAACUAUGAGCUAUUACAUCUGAUGUUCAGUAAAACGUUGCGUUUCUUUAUAACUAAGUAACAGAUAAAUCAAAAUACUUACAUUUCCUUGUAUCGAAAUGUUAUAAAUCCGAGCUAUGUAGGGCAGAACUCCAUAAAUCGUUCGUUACUAGCAGCCCCACGCUAACGUCGCGGAGUACCAACCGCUCUGAUGCAUGUGUGAGUAAAGGAGAUUUUCAAAUCGUCACCUUAUUAUUCCCGGGCUUUAUUUGCCUCAGGUACCUUAGUAUUUUCAUAUAUUCAGCAGAGUUAACAAUUACUGAAUAGCCUCGUACAUUUUCAAAAAAGGGCGGGUCAAAAUCAUCACUUUCGGAGAAUGUUAAGGUUUUUGGUGUUGUAGUUUAGUGUUUUCUCUACUUUAAAAUCUGAAAUUUUGUUUGUUGACAUAUCAGUGAAAGUGGGCCGGGAAAGUUGCCAAAGCUAUGUCUUGAAGAGAGAACUUGAGAGCAACCCCGAUCUUACCACUUGCGCGGUGCCUUUGCUAAACCGGUUGCAAUAGUGCAAAAAUAUAAAAAUAAGUGAAAACUUUCAUUAAGUUAGCGGUUUACACCAUAUAUUUUUAUCCCGUUCGCGCUAUUUUAACUAUCACGAUAAUGUAAUUUGUAUAUAAACCAGUGUGAUAUUUUUCAGUAUUAUUGUAAAGUUCCUUUUCUAAUGAUACCUAAGAUAAAAUAUUUUUUAUAUGUAUUAGUGUAGUAUUACUUGCAUAUGCAUGUUUAGUAUAUAUUACCAGUAAAGUAUGAUGUGAUUA
Diorhabda sublineata is the source of this 4731-nucleotide messenger RNA. RefSeq names its product neurotactin. Lineage: Eukaryota; Metazoa; Arthropoda; Insecta; Coleoptera; Chrysomelidae. The transcript has 6 exons. The coding region runs from base 204 to 1940 and encodes 578 amino acids. The record is from RefSeq and is a predicted model, not a curated record.